Messenger RNA from Bursaphelenchus okinawaensis, 1221 nucleotides. Lineage: Eukaryota; Metazoa; Nematoda; Chromadorea; Rhabditida; Aphelenchoididae. The record is from the annotation of a GenBank genome assembly.
AUGCGACUUACAGUAUGCCGUCUGGCUGGUAGAUACGUCAAUGCUAUUGGGUUGGCCAAUGGACAUGGAGGGAGGUAAGGAUGAAUAUGUAUCAAGUAUUGUAUAAGCACUUUUCAUCUAAAUUAUUGUUAGAUUUGGCUAUAGUGGUAUGUAAAUAUUUACCUACGGCAACCUUUACUUAGAAAUUACAUUGUUUUAGACAUUUGGGAUGCGAGAAUAAUCUGAAUGUGCUGACUCAAUCAGACUUCAUGAACAACUCUAGAGUCGGCCUAAAGUGGCAUUCCUUGAUUGAAGAAAGCGUUACAGGAAGACAAGAUCAAGCUCUACAUGGUGUUGUACAGGUAAAUUUGAAUUAUAUUUUUUCAAAUUAUAAGUUAUUUGUUACCUAAAUAUGGCUAGUAUUAGCUUGUUGAAUACGGUACUUUAUUUGUAAUCAAUAUUCAAACUUUACACAAAUCAAAACCUGGAUUUACCUUUCAGAACAGCCGAAACCUCUGUUCAGCCGUCUCCACCGUGCUUCGUGAAGAUGACCAGAACGAGCUUCUAGUAAUUGGUGGAGAUCACAGCUGUGCCAUCGGAACCUGGAGUGGUGUGGCCUCUACCUUCCGUCCUUAUGGUGAUAUAGGCCUCAUCUGGGUCGAUGCUCAUAUGGAUGCCCAUACAAUUGAAUCUAGUCCAACGAAAAACAUCCACGGUACUCCUGUAGCACAUCUUCUGGGUUUUGGAAACGAGCUACUGAGAACGGUGGGAGAUAUAUACCCAAAGAUCAAACCACAAAACCUGUGUCUGGUCGGAAUCCGAUCGUUCGAAUCAGAGGAACAGGAGCUACUGAACAGACUCGGCAUCAGAGUCUUCUACGAUUCGGAAGUCCAACGGCGAGGUAUCGACGAAUGUAUGAACGAGGCAGUAGAAUUGGUUAGUAGGGACACACACGGCUUCGGAAUGAGCAUCGACUUGGAUGGCUUCAGAAUCAAGGACGCUCCAGCUGUGGGAACCCCUGAGCCUGGAGGAAUUGUGGCGUCUGAAUUCUUGGAUUACUUAAGAGACAAUCAACUGAACGGUCUUCUGGCUACAGAGAUUGUAGAGUUUAUGCCUCACAAAGACGACCUCUGGAAACGGUCGGAAAGGUUGGUGACCGACCUUAUUGAAGCGGUGUAUCUACCUAAAGUGUCAGCUCAGUUAGAAGAGCCUGUGAAUGAACAACGACAAAGUGCUGCGUAG